Molecule: messenger RNA, 5221 nt
Organism: Aquila chrysaetos chrysaetos
Lineage: Eukaryota; Metazoa; Chordata; Aves; Accipitriformes; Accipitridae
Gene: INTS2
Product: integrator complex subunit 2
Biological process (GO): snRNA 3'-end processing
Cellular component (GO): integrator complex
Source: RefSeq, a predicted model, not a curated record
UCGGCCCGCGCCGGAAGAGGACGGCGACGGUCGGUGGCGGGGGGGGGGAGAGCCGGGGCCGCCAUGGCGGAAUGCUCCGGCCUCCAGUUCGUCAGCCCUUACGCCUUCGAGGCGAUGCAGAAGGUGGACGUGGUGCGCCUGGCCGCGCUGAGCGACCCCGAGCUGCGGCUGCUGCUGCCCUGCCUGGUGCGCAUGGCCCUCUGCGCCCCCGCCGACCAGAGCCAGAGCUGGGCGCAGGACAAGAAGCUCAUCCUGCGGCUCCUCUCAGGCGUGGAGGCCGUCAACUCCAUCGUGGCCUUGCUGUCCGUGGACUUCCACGCCCUGGAGCAGGACGCCAGCAAAGAGCAGCAGCUGCGGCACAAGCUAGGAGGAGGUAGCGGAGAAAGCAUCUUGGUGUCACAGCUUCAGCAUGGGCUGACGCUGGAAUUUGAACACAGCGAUUCACCUCGUCGGCUUCGUCUCGUACUUAGCGAAUUAUUGGCAAUUAUGAAUAAGGUGUCAGAAUCAAACGGUGAGUUUUUUCUCAAAUCUUCAGAGCUCUUCGAGAGUCCUGUUUAUCUGGAAGAGGCAGCAGAUGUUCUCUGCAUUUUGCAAGCAGAGCUCCCAUCACUGUUGCCGAUAGUUGAUGUGGCUGAAGCUCUGUUGCACGUUAAAAAUGGAGCCUGGUUCCUCUGCCUUCUGGUGGCCAAUGUUCCUGAUAGCUUUAAUGAGGUCUGUAGAGGUUUGAUUAAGAAUGGUGAACGGCAGGAUGAAGAAAGCGUUGGAGGCCGCCGGAGAACAGAAGCACUUCGCCACCUGUGUAAAAUGAACCCUUCCCAAGCUCUAAGGGUCCGAGGCAUGGUGGUGGAAGAGUGUCAUCUACCAGGUCUUGGUGUGGCUUUGACCUUGGAUCACACAAAAAAUGAAUCUCCAGAUGAUGGAGUGAGUGACCUGGUGUGUUUUGUGAGUGGUUUGCUACUUGGAACAAAUGCAAAGGUUCGAACUUGGUUUGGAACUUUUAUCCGAAAUGGCCAACAGAGAAAAAGAGAUAAUAUCAGUUCUGUGCUUUGGCAAAUGAGGAGGCAGCUGCUCUUGGAGCUCAUGGGAAUCCUUCCCACGGUUCGCAGCACACACAUUGUUGAAGAAGCAGAUGUUGAUAUGGAGCCAAACGUGUCUGUGUAUUCAGGACUGAAGGAAGAGCACGUCGUGAAAGCCAGCGCAUUGUUACGUCUCUAUUGCGCUUUGAUGGGAAUCGCUGGGCUGAAGCCAACUGACGAAGAAGCUGAGCAGCUACUGCAGCUGAUGACCAGCCGGCCUCCUGCGACUCCAGCUGGUGUUCGUUUUGUAUCUCUUUCCUUUUGUAUGCUUCUGGCCUUCUCCACACUCGUCAGCACCCCGGAACAGGAGCAACUCAUGGUAAUGUGGCUUAGUUGGAUGAUAAAGGAAGAAGCUUACUUUGAAAGCAUUUCUGGAGUGUCUGCUUCUUUUGGAGAGAUGCUUCUCUUGGUAGCCAUGUAUUUCCAUAGUAAUCAGCUCAGUGCUAUCAUUGAUUUGGUCUGCUCCACACUGGGAAUGAAGAUUGUUAUUAAACCCAGCUCACUCAGCAGAAUGAAGACAAUCUUCACACAGGAGAUUUUCACUGAACAGGUUGUUACAGCCCAUGCAGUUCGCGUGCCUGUUACAGGCAAUCUCAGUGCCAACAUUACUGGGUUUUUACCUAUUCACUGCAUUUACCAGCUUUUAAAAAGUCGAUCGUUCACCAAGCACAAAGUAUCCAUUAAGGACUGGAUCUAUCGGCAGCUCUGUGAAACCACCACUCCACUCCAUCCUCAGUUGCUUCCUCUUAUUGAUGUCUACAUUAACUCUAUUCUUACUCCUGCAUCUAAAUCCAACCCAGAGGCCACAAAUCAGCCUGUCACAGAACAGGAGAUACUGAAUGUUUUUCAAGGACUCUCUGGGGGAGAAAAUACUCGUCUUACUCAACGAUACAGCAUCACAACACAAUUGCUUGUCCUCUACUAUGUCCUGUCGUACGAAGAAGCGCUUCUGGCAAACACAAAGAUACUAGCUGCCAUGCAGAAAAAACCCAAGUCUUACUCUUCAGCAUUAAUGGAUCAGAUUCCAAUCAAGUACCUCAUCCGGCAGGCACAGGGACUGCAGCAGGAACUGGGAGGCUUGCAUUCUGCACUGUUACGCCUUCUUGCAACUAACUAUCCACACCUCUGCAUUGUGGAAGACUGGAUCUGUGAGGAGCAGAUUACAGGCACCGAUGUCUUAUUGAGGAGGAUGCUUCUUACAAACAUUGCGAAGAAUCACUCUCCCAAACAGCUCCAGGAAGCAUUUUCUAUGCUGCCUGGAAAUCAUACCCAGCUGAUGCAGAUCUUAGAACAUUUGACACUUCUCUCAGCUGGUGAAUUGAUCCCAUAUGCAGAAGUAUUGACAUCAAAUAUGAAUCGCUUGCUGAAUGCUGGCGUCCCUCGGAGGAUUCUUCAGACUGUCAAUAAACUUUGGAUGGUUCUUAACACUGUGAUGCCAAGAAGGUUGUGGGUGAUGACUGUUAACGCUCUGCAGCCUUCAGUAAAAAUAGUCCGACAGCAGAAAUACACUCAGAAUGAUCUGAUGAUUGAUCCUUUGAUUGUUCUAAGAUGCGAUCAGAGAGUUCAUAGGAGUCCUCCUCUGAUGGAUAUAACUUUGCACAUGUUGAACGGAUAUCUUCUUGCCUCAAAAGCUUACCUCAAUUCUCACCUAAAAGAAACAGCAGAACAGGACAUUAGGCCAUCCCAAAACAAUGCAAUGGGUCCAGAGGCCCCAGAAGUUACAAGGGAAGAAUUAAAAAAUGCAUUGCUUGCUGCUCAGGACAGUGCUGCUGUGCAGAUUCUUCUAGAGAUCUGCUUACCUACAGAAGAAGAGAAAGCCCAGAGCAGUAAUACCCACAGUUUGCUAAAGAGUGUUCAUAGUACCACAGGCCCUAAGAGUCCUGAACUAGAAGAAGAAGAUAGCUUGCUGUGUAAUCUUCGAGAGGUCCAGUGUCUGAUCUGCUGUCUGCUGCAUCAGAUGUAUAUAGCUGAUCCCAACAUAGUCAAACUAGUUCAUUUCCAGGGUUAUCCAUGUGAACUUCUGGCGCUGACAGUGGCGGGGAUUCCAUCGAUGCAUAUCUGUCUGGAUUUCAUACCGGAGCUCAUUGCCCAGCCUGAACUUGAAAAACAGAUAUUUGCCAUCCAGUUACUUUCAUUUUUGUGUAUCCAGUAUGCACUACCUAAAUCUCUCAGUGUGGCUCGUUUAGCUAUCAAUGUGAUGGGAACCCUACUCACAGUUUUAACCCAGUCAAAGCGCUAUGCUUUUUUUAUGCCGACCCUGCCUUGUUUGGUGUCAUUCUGUCAAGCCUUUCCUCCUUUGUACGAGGAUAUUAUGUCUCUGCUGAUACAAAUAGGACAAGUUUGUGCCUCUGAUGUCGCUACACAGACAAGAGACUUCGACCCAAUUAUUACACGUCUCCAGCAAUUAAAGGAGAAACCACUCGAAGUGUCAGGACUUUGUAAAGAUUCAUCUAACAAAAGCUUUUCAAGGGACAUUGCAAGCAUGGACCCUGACGUCCGGUUAUGCCAGUGUGUUGAAAAUACUAUCAUUGAAAUAAUUAACAUGAGCGUAAGUGGAGUUUAGAAAGAACGCAAAUGAAGUUGUACUGUAGCUAGUCCCACAGUCUAUGGUGCUUAAAUUUGGAGAAAGCUGUGAAAGUGCAUUGAGGAACUGGAGCACAAGAAGUUCGUAUUUUUCAUUCAUUCGAUUCAGUUAUGGCUGAAAAGAAAAGAAUUCUUUAAAGAGGCUUGUGUUGCUUCCAGUGAACACUUUGGAGGCUGAUGGGGUCAGUAGACAAUUUCCAGUGAAACCAAGUGUGAUUUUUCAGGCUUGCUUGGUUUCUGAAGUGAUACAGCAACACACCCGAAAGGGUUUUAUAACACUCCGGAAAGUGAAUACUUAAUUUGUUGAGCAAACAGCAAAAUGAUGGGUAAGAAAAAUUUGAGAUUGAAGCGUUUUGCUUAAGUUAGAUGAACUACUGUCCAGAGCCUUGCAGAGCAAGAUGAAAUAAAAUACUCCAAGGAAGACUUGAAAAAGUGGUGUAAGUAACUUGCAUCAUCACAUUGAGCACUAAGAAAAUGCUUUAACUUUUUUUUAUUUGUGUUUCAAACCAUUGGUCUAAGUUUCAGUUCAUGAGAUCAGGAACUUCAUUUAAAGGAUCAGCCAGCCUUCAUUAAAAGUUUGAAACUGGUCUAAAAGUUUCUUUAAAAAAAAAGUACUACUGUAAAAUGAGCUGUAUAAAUGUGAUUUUUAAAGCUUAUGUAUUUUUAAUGCAGCUCAGAUGGUUUAGUAUUUUUUAACAUCACUUGAUUUAAAAGAGAUGAGAAAGAUUUCAAGAAAUAAGUGCAAAGGUAUCUUAAGUUCUCAUCAGGAUAAGAUUAAAAAAGAUAAAUUAGUGUUGAGGGUGACUGUGAUAGAAGCUAAAUUUCCCUAUAAUGAAAGGAAUGACAGAUUUCAGCCGUACCAAAGUGGUUACGUGCAGCUCGGUGGACAAGAAGGCUGAAUCUUUUGUGCUUCAUGCAUGAAGUUGGUUGUUCUUUCAUAUACAAAAGCUCCAGGAUUUAGCCUCGACAGAUGUGUUCUGUGACAUUGCAGAAGGGUGUGUGUGAUGCAAUAUUUGGGAGUUUCUUGAAGGUUGCACAAGCUCUUACGUGAGGCAGGACACGCUUUUGUGUCAGAGAAAGAAAAUUAAGGUUUGGCUGUUGUGCCAGAAGUGACUGUAGUACUUCGAGACACUUGAUUUGCUAAACUUGUCAAUCCAGCACUUACUCUUUUCCUAAAUGACAGCGUCCAGGGUCCUUAAGUAAGUUAAAAUAUUUUUCAGUUAAAGACAGUUUAUAUUCCAGAAAUGAAUGGUCUGAUUCUUUAGUGUGGCCUUGGGAAAAUCUUGCAUAGCUUGUCUCCUGCCCGUGUUGGACAGUGAUUUGGGAAUAAUACUGAAUUGCCAAACACACUUGGGUUUGCUUUCCAGGACUACCAGCCUGCUGUAACCAUCUGAUAACACCAUCUGGCUACCAAGUAUAUUUUUGUCAUCUUGAUGUAAAGUAUGUAAAUAAUCUAAAUGUAUGUAUUCCCCCCCCUCUCUGUUCUAAGUGUAAUUUUUUUAUGCUGUAGUGGUAUUUAAAUAAAAAAAAAAAACAAACCUAGCGUAUGAUUUGGAUCCAGU